This is a messenger RNA of Chaetomium globosum CBS 148.51, 1245 nucleotides long. RefSeq lists its product as uncharacterized. The record is from RefSeq and is a predicted model, not a curated record. Gene Ontology annotation, cellular component: cytoplasm; nucleus. Gene Ontology annotation, molecular function: tRNA-specific adenosine-34 deaminase activity. The transcript has 2 exons. Lineage: Eukaryota; Fungi; Ascomycota; Sordariomycetes; Sordariales; Chaetomiaceae. The coding region runs from base 1 to 1245 and encodes 414 amino acids.
AUGGAUGAGGGCGACAGGUCUAUUAAGAGAUCGCUUGCCGCCCAAGAUCCCAUCGUCCGGGAGCUUCUUCAGGAAGACGUCGAGCACGGUGUUUUGAUACCGUUGAAGACGACGCUUGAGUUGCGUGAUGACUACCAAACAGGGCACGUGCUAAUUACUCGCACGCCGACCAAGGCCGCUAACCCGGCCAUCCUCAUGCUGCGCAGCUUGCUCCCAGAUGAAAUCAUUAAGGGUGUCCCUCAUCUCCGCAGGUGCGCCAAGCCGUCGGACCUGCCAGCCCAUCUCAAAGCUCAAUUCAUGAACGAGUCCCCACAGAGCCGACAAAUACAUACGGGCAAGUCGAACUGGAUCUACAUAAUCGUUGGGCCCGAGAAUAUGCUCAAUCGUGAUGAGGUUAUCAGCGCGCUGUCUUCGGUGGAGGGCAUGGAAGGGGAAGUGUUUCUCCGUCGCAUCCCCGUUCCGAUGGUCUCCCCGACAUCGCAGGUUCAGGCUGCCAUGUGGUCACAACACUUUUGGCCGUCGUUAUACCGAAAGAACAAUCCGCUGGGGCCGCAUCCUUCCAUGAUCGCUCGCCAGACGGACGAAAUAGCCGACGACGCUGCCAUCUGGAUGACGCUGGCGCACAAGGUGGCGAAGGAAUCCCAUGACGCGGGCUACGGGGAGCCCAUGGGGGCUUGCGUUAUUCAGCGGGACGAGGGCAAGACCACACUGGUUGCGCUCGCCGGUGACUCUCGCUGGUGCCAUCAGGAAAAGACCGGGUGCACCGGAAACCCCAUGGCACACUCGGCGAUGCGCGCGAUCAGCAUAGUGGCACAGAAACUCGUCCGAGCCGAGAACAGAAAGACACAGACCCGGCAAAAACCCAUCCUCGAAUUUGAAGCCUUCCAGGACAGCCCGAUCGCUGGCGACGAAAUGAAGGUCUUUGAGUUGGAGCACCCGAACCCCGACGGCUAUCUCUGCCACGGGCUAGAGAUGUACCUCACGCACGAGCCAUGCGUUAUGUGCUCGAUGGCCAUCCUUCAUUCACGCAUGGGCAAAGUUGUCUUCCGUCACCGUAUGCCGUUGACGGGCGGCCUCUGCGCUGAGGAUCGUGGCCGAGAUCAUCCCUCCCUCAAGGGCGCCGACGGUGGCCGCGGGCUCGGCUUGUUUUGGCGCCGGGAACUGAACUGGAGCAUGGUUGCGUGGGAGUGGGAAUCGAGCGGCUGUUUGAAGCCACUUAGGGUAGACAGGGCGGUCCAUGCCUAG